This is a messenger RNA of Puntigrus tetrazona (Sumatra barb), 864 nucleotides long. RefSeq names its product guanine nucleotide binding protein (G protein), gamma transducing activity polypeptide 2a (gene gngt2a). Bases 483 to 692 code for a protein of 69 amino acids. Gene Ontology annotation, biological process: G protein-coupled receptor signaling pathway. Gene Ontology annotation, cellular component: heterotrimeric G-protein complex. The record is from RefSeq and is a predicted model, not a curated record. NCBI's taxonomy places the organism in Eukaryota, Metazoa, Chordata, Actinopteri, Cypriniformes, Cyprinidae. Gene Ontology annotation, molecular function: G-protein beta-subunit binding. The transcript is spliced from 3 exons.
UUCAUCAGUAUUCAGUUAUUCAUUUUACUUCAUAAAUGUUAUGUACAUCAUAUGCGUUCUGAUCUUAGUAAAUUGAAUUUAGCAUAUAUAAGAAUUAUAUGUGCAUGGUCAGUAUUGUAGGCUCCUAGAGUCGCUGAAAGCCCAACUUAUUUGUUCUUCUGGAAGUGUUCUGGGUCAGUGACAUGUUGACCUCAAAAUGUCUUAAAUGCAUCAACUGCACAAAGAGAUUCAGAGAGAUUUGACCUCAUUAAUUACCAAGAUGGCUUAAGCUGAUCAGAAAUCUGGAUGAAGGAAGUGUGCUUGUUGGGGAUCAGUCUCCACCCCCCUCACCUCUUACCAUCUGGAGGCGAUCCUGAAGAGGCGACGGCUCCAGACCAAAGCAUUCAGUUCAUCACCGGACCCCAAACCCUGUACAUGGUCCCUUAAAGUGCAGAGAGCGUCCCGUUCCCUCCAUUGGCUGCCCCACUGACCGAUAGGGCAAGAUGGCGCGGGAUAUGUCCGAUAAGGACAUCCUUAAAAUGGAGUUGGAACAACUUCAGAAGGAGGUGAAGACCGCCAGAGAGCCUGUUUCUAAAACGGCAAAGGAGAUUUGUGAAUGGGUAGAGGCCCAAUCUGCAGAAGAUCCUCUCAUAAAAGGAGUUCCUGAGGACAAAAACCCCUUUAAGGAGAAGGGUGGAUGCAUAAUAACUUAGCACACGUCAUUUCUUGUGGCAAAAUUAGGUAUUACUUUGAGCAAAUAAGAGCUGUUCCACUAUACAUCAUAGAACAAAUACUUUACCUUACAAAAAGUAAUGGUUUAGGCUGCGUGUAUCUAUUCUUACACUAAGGACUAAGAAAGGGAGCCCUUUUGAAACAAACGUUUUG